AAUUCCAUCUUUGUCAAUUUUCUAUUUAGAUGGUCAUUUUCAAGAUAGUUUUCAACCUGCGAGAAAGUGCGGUUGCCAUCACUGACAAACGUGUUAGUAAGAUGGACGAGAUAAUAACCAAUAUAAAACUCAUCAAAAUGUAUGCAUGGGAGAUACCGUUUUUGAAGACAAUCUCAGAGGUACGUUCGAAUGAGAAGAGCUUUCUGGAGAAGGCAGCGAUUGUCCAGAGUCUAAACCUGUCCCUAUCCCCUUUGGUUCCAAUCAUAGCAACAGUAGUCACAAUACUGGUACACACCUUAUUAGGUGAUAGCCUCACUGCUGCACAGGCGUUUACGUAUGUUGCUUGCCUGAACUCAAUGAGGGUGACCCUGAUGUCGACGCCCUACGCUAUCAAAGGAAUAGGAGAGGCAUCUAUUGCAGCAAAAAGAAUUAGAGAAAUUUUAUUGUUAGAAGAUAUUCAAGAAGAAUUUAAGAAGCCUGAAAAUAACAACAUCGCAAUUGCAAUAUCAAAAGCAACAUUUUGUUGGAACAAGAACACAUUUCCAUUUGAAAGCAGUAAAGUUAAAGAGGAAUUAGUAGGCAAGAAGAAAACAAAGAAAAAAUCAAAAUUAGUCGACCGGGAGAUGGACGAUUUAAAGAAUGGUGAUCAUUUUACAAAUGGAGACGGUCUGAUGAUUAAGGAGAUUUCAAAAGAUACAAUUGCUAAUCAUGGCAGUCAGUGUGAACCAUUUAUAAAAUGUGGUUCAAAAGACAACUUAACAGAAACAUUAUUUGAUAUAAAUCUUGAAAUAGAAAAAGGUUGUCUUCUAGGUGUCUGUGGUAGUGUAGGAACAGGUAAAAGUUCAUUAUUGUCUGCCAUUUUGAACCACAUGGUACGCACCAAAGGCAGUAUUGCUACAGACGGUUCUUUUGCAUAUGCUGCACAACAAUCCUGGAUUAUCAAUGCAACAGUCCGUGAGAACAUCCUUUUCGGAGAACCUUUUAACGAAGAACGCUACAAGAGAGCACUUUUUGCCUGCUGCCUUUUGGAAGAUCUCAAGUCCUUGUCAAAUGGAGAUGAAACAAUUAUUGGCGAACGAGGUAUGAACCUGAGUGGUGGGCAGAAGCAACGGGUGAGCCUAGCGAGGGCACUGUAUGCAGAUCAUGAUAUCUACUUAUUGGAUGAUCCGUUAAGUUCAGUGGAUGUUCAUGUUGGUCAACACCUCUUUACUCACCUAAUCCUCCAAGAACUAAAAAACAAAACUGUCAUAUUUGUCACUCACCAGUUACAGUAUUUAAGCCAGUGUGACAAGAUUGUAUUACUGAAGUCGGGUAGAAUUGGUGAAACAGGCUCUCAUACAGACCUGCUUACUCUCGAUGGAGAUUAUGCUGGACUAAUGCGAUCUUACAAUAGCAAACAGAAGAAUAACAACAACCUAAGUCAGCAAAGACUUCAAGGAACACAUGAGCAGUUAAAGAAAGUUGGGUUGAUGCACAAUGGAACUAGGAAGGAAGAAAGAAAAGAGAUUCCGCAAAAUGACUUAGCAAAUCCAGAUGACGAGGAAAAGAGCGAGGGCAGGAUUGAUCCUAAGACAUACCAUCAGUAUGUGCAAGCCGCAGGAGGCUACCUGAUACUGGUGGUAGUUCUCUUCACCUUUGCCGUCACCAUUGGUUGUGCUGUCUUCAACAACUGGUGGCUCAGCCAUUGGCUACGUCAAGGUGGUGGGGAAAUUUAUGAAGGAAAUGUUACAAUGAGAAGUAUGGAAAUCACAGAUCAUCCUGACCUAGCCUUUUACCAGACAGUCUAUGGAAUGAUUGUCAUAGUCUACAUUCUCCUCACUAUUCUUAGAAGCACAUUUUUUGCAAAGGUCACGUUGCGUGCGUCAUCCAAGCUUCACGACUCGAUGUUCAACAGAGUUGUCACCGCUACUAUGAGUUUUUUUGAGACGGUGCCAUCUGGUCGGAUUAUGAAUCGUUUUGCGAAAGACAUGGACGAACUGGAUGUACGUCUCCCUUUCAACAUGGACCUCUUCCUUCAACAGACAUUACUCAUCAUCCUCUCCUUAGUUACAGUUGCCAAAGUAUUUCCGUAUUUUCUCAUUGCCGUGGUAAUAAUGGUCAUCAUCUUUGGUUUCCUAAUUACUCUGUUUCGUCACGGUUUCCGAGAAUCCAAGCAGCUUGAUAACAUUUUGCGAUCACCAUGGAUAACACACAUAGCCACCACUGUACCAGGGCUCCCAACCAUACAAGCAUAUAAUAAGACAAACCAUUAUGAAAAACAGUUUGAGCGUCUAAUUGAUGAUCACUCAGUUGCAAUGCUGUUGUUCAAUAUGGCCAGUAGAUGGCUAGGCCUGAGGUUUGACUUGGUUUCAACACUUAUGGCUACGUUAACAGCAGUACUUGUAGUGCUUUUUCACGGUACCGUAUCAGCUGCCUACAGUGGCCUAGCGUUAACAUAUUCGCUACAGAUGAUGGCCAUCUUCCAGUUUGCCGUCAGAUUGUCAGCAGAAGUUGAGGCAAGGUUUACGUCUGUAGAACGAAUAAUUGAAUAUAUAGACGAUUUACCGACAGAAGAAAUUUAUAGUAGCACAAAUAAAGAUAGUACAAAGCAGUGGCCCUCAAAAGGCGAGCUUGAAUUCAAGGAUGUUUGUUUACGCUACAGACCAAACUUGCCACAAGUCUUGCAUAAUAUUAAUUUUCAUAUUAAGUCAAAAGAGAAGAUCGGGAUUGUAGGAAGAACUGGAUCAGGUAAAUCUUCUCUAGGAGUGGCGCUGUUCCGUUUAGUUGAGAGCGAAAGAGGGCGCAUUCUAAUUGACAGUCAGAAUACUGGUGGUAUUGCUUUAAGUGAGCUACGUUCAAAGAUAUCAAUAAUUCCACAGGAUCCAGUGCUGUUUGCAGGGACACUUAGAUACAAUUUGGAUCCAUUUAAUGAACUUAGUGAUGUUGAAAUUUGGAACGCUCUUGAAAAGACAAAGAUGAAGAAAGUUGUACAUGGACUUGAUCAACAGUUAGAAGCUGCUGUAGCAAAUAAUGGUGACAACUUUUCAGUUGGUGAGAAGCAACUUCUGUGUAUGGCUAGGGCACUACUUAGGAACAACAAGAUUCUGAUGUUAGAUGAAGCAACUGCUGCAAUAGACACAGAGACAGACACUGUUAUUCAGACCACGCUGAAAGAAGCAUUUAGCGAUUGUACAAUACUCACCAUCGCUCAUCGAAUACAUACUGUCCUUGACUCUGAUCGAAUUCUUGUUUUAAAAAAUGGACAGAUUGUAGAAUGUGAUAAACCAGCUGUACUUCUGGAAAAUACCAAAUCACAUUUCAACGAGUUGAUGAUGUCAUCUUCAGAUUCCACAAAUAAAGAGACUGAUGUCUGAUAGUUGACAAUGCUUUGAUUUCAGUAUUAAAAGUACCAGCAAACAUUAUCAUAAGACAAAGCUUGGUUACAUUUGAACUGAUUGACUUGAUGCGCUUGUCUGCUAUAACCGCCAAUGAGUGAGCAAAACAUGUAGGCUAGUCCAACUCACUAUGGGUGAUUAAAGCCAACUAGAGUGAACUUUCCAGCAAUUAUCUGUUAGGGUUCAACAGAUGAACUGCUGUAAUCCUCUAUGGGUGAACAAAAUGCGUUUAAUAAUCAGCAAUGGUUACUAACCAAUGUGUUCGCUGUGUGUGUUUGAACUGUGUCCAGCCCGCAAUGGUUAACUUUUGUGCUGAUUGACUAAAAUGUAUCUACUGUGGAUCAACGUGCUUGCUCUAAUGGUUGAACAGUGAAUUCAUUCUGAGAAAUUUUAAUGUAUGCUAUGGCUGAACACUUGAGUCUGCUAGCCUAAUAAAAUCAGUAUUUGGUUUUAUUGAGUUUUUUUUUCAUAUGUACAGAACUUGCCAAUUUAUGUCAUAUGCCAGCAGAGUCAAAUAUUGGACAGUGUUCCAUUAAAGAAACGGUUUGUUUGCUAUAAACUUGAGAUCUUCACAAGAAAAAUUCAUUUUCAGAAAUGGGGUAUCUCCAUUAUAGCAUGUUUCUAAUGCCAAUUGAGAGUUAAGAUGUCAAAACAAAAGAAAAUUUUUUUUUUUUUUUUUAAAUAUACCUAUCAGCUAUAGAGAUAGCCAACAGUGUGAGGAUUAAGCUGUAAAUAAUUUCUUUUUAUUUAAGUCAUGAGCAAUUUCAGGUAUGAGCCCAGAUAUACAAACCUGAAGACAAGCAAUAUAACCAUUGUUCUGUGUCUCCUGUUACCUAAAAAUAUAGACAAUAUUGCUCCAAUGAUAAUAACCCACAAGAAUUGACUGUUGGAAUGGCAUCAUAUAAAUGCAACAAUUGAUUGGUCAGUUGAUAAUAGAAAAUGGAAAAGAAAAUGCAUAUGUAAAGUAAGAGUUUUAUGUAAAUCUAUUUGAAACAUAAUAUAAAUAAUUUUAACUAUUUCAAAAAUAUAUGUUAUAUCAAUUUAAAUUUAAGAACAAUAUUAUAGACUUUCAAGUUUCUGAAAUAUUAUAUAAUUUUAUUUAAGAGAAUUUACAAAUGUACAUUUAUGGUUGUAUUUUUAUUCAUUUGGUUUUUUACUAGCUUGGCCAAAUUCUUAUUUUUUAUGGUAUGGUAAGCUAUGAGGGGCAUUUCUUAUAAGCUUUUAAAAUACUCAGAAAGGUGCAUAUAUUAAAAUUAAUAUAUUAAGUUGAUUCCUCAUGCAUCAUUUAGUAGCAAAAAAUUUAUCCAGAAAUAAUUAUGCAAUUAUGUAGUUUUGAAUUAGGUGGUUCGUCUUUUGAAAUGCGCAUAUUAGUCAGGAAAUUAUUAAUUAUUUUAAAGUUAAAUAAGCAAUUUCUUCUUGGAUGUAAUUAACAUAUUUGGUGAAAUUACUAACCUGUUAACUGUCAACAUUGAGCAUACUCGUAUUGCAGUGUGUUGCUGAAUGCGCCACUACAGCUUUUUUUGUAUUCAAGAUAAUUUUUAUUUUUUAAUUAAAUAUGCUGACAUCCCAGUCAAUUAGCACUCCUCCUCAAGUGCUGAAAUAUUAAAAAGUAAAAAUAGAUAAUUCUUCUCUGCAUUCCCAAAGCUUUAUUCAAUGUAAACAACCUUUGGGUUUUUUAUUGCUUAGUACAACAUAUCAAAAUUUCUUCUUCUGGAGUCUGGCUUUUAAAUUUCUUGUACUGGCAUGAUAUAUAGGAUAUUUUUCCACUGUGCCAACUUUGGCUUAAUGACAAAUCAUGGGGGUGAGAAAAUGGACCUUACAUUUUCGAAAUUGAUUACAAGUGUCCAAUGAGGGGCCCCUUCAUAGUAGAAUAUAAACAAUAUCAUAGCCUGUUAUACUGUAGGGUACCAUAAUUUGAAUUAGUAUUCAAUCUCUGAAUUCUAGUAGCUGUUUCUUCCUAAUUUCAUGUCGUAGUAGAGUCAGCUGUGAAACACCAUUAUGUAGGAAAUUGAUAUUGUAAAAAGAAGUGUGUUGUCAUAAGAGUCCAUAUAAGAAAUUCAUGAGUUAAAAAGAAUUACAUUGUUUUAAUUGGCUAGGUUUGGGCGUCUUUUGUUGGACCAUAAUGUCAAGGCUCUGUUAAAAGAAGAGUGCAUCCGGGUACCCAGGACUUCACUCCCUGUCAGCUCAUAGCUGUUAUGCUACUGGGUGCAAGGUGUAAACCGGUUCAAUAUCAAGUUUUAUGGGUGCGAUAUGACACCAUCAUGCCCAUAUAUGGGCAACUGACAGAUUAUUGUGACAUAAAAAUUGAUAGCGUGGAGAGAGACUAGAAAUGAUAAUUAUUAUUAGAAUUAUUAUUAAAUUAUUGAUAACAUUAUUCACUAUACUAGAAUCAUUUUAAUUAUAGCCAAAAAAGUACUAUUUUUGUUUACAUUGGUAAUCCUAAUUAUCGAGUGGUCAUUUUAAUGACACAUAUGUAUGACUAUGUAAAUAACUAAGUAUAUAAAUACGUGUUUGCAUAUAAUUAUGCACAUGUAAAUGCAUAUAUAUAUAUAUACAUCUAUGUAUCCAUGUGGCUUGUGUGGUUGUAUGUAAUGCACCUAUGUACAUGAUUUAUUUGUUGAAUGUUGACUGUUGCCAGGAUUAAGUUGUUAACUGUUGUAAAAGCCGCUAUCGAUUGAGUCUCAUUGGAAUAAUGUGCUGUUGCACUCCUCAGCACAUUAGAUUACACCAUACUCACUGCCGUGUCGUGGGUAGUGAGAGUUAAUAAUGGGCAAUUGAAGGGCUUGAAAUUAGCUCUCAGCACCUCUUGAUACUGUAAUCUUUAUUGUGUUGACAAAAAUGUAACAAUGUACCCUGCAUUGCAAUGAUUCUAUGUAUAUUUGACAGGUGUAUUUUAACUACUACCAUAUGUGUACCUUGUUCCAUGUUAUAUCUCAUAUUUUCUAUCAUUUUAAGUGCAAAAAACAUUUCAUUUUGAUCUAAA
This is a messenger RNA of Anneissia japonica, 6357 nucleotides long. Its product is annotated as multidrug resistance-associated protein 5-like. NCBI's taxonomy places the organism in Eukaryota, Metazoa, Echinodermata, Crinoidea, Comatulida, Comatulidae. The transcript is spliced from 19 exons. Gene Ontology annotation, cellular component: membrane. The coding region runs from base 30 to 3353 and encodes 1107 amino acids. The record is from RefSeq and is a predicted model, not a curated record. Gene Ontology annotation, biological process: transmembrane transport. Gene Ontology annotation, molecular function: ATP hydrolysis activity; ATP binding; ABC-type transporter activity.